Molecule: messenger RNA, 564 nt
Organism: Trichomonas vaginalis G3
Lineage: Eukaryota; Parabasalia; Trichomonadida; Trichomonadidae
Exons: 1
Coding region: 1-564 (187 amino acids)
Source: RefSeq, a predicted model, not a curated record
AUGUUCGAGAAAAAGUUUAACAUUGAAGUACAAACUUUACAGCCUUUACGUGAGUUUCUUGCACAACUGAAAGAAGAAGGUAGUCAGCCACAACUUAUAGACUUUCAUUAUGAAUUUAAUGAAAAUGAAGAUGGAACACAUGACUGUCAGUUUGUUGUAUUCUCACCAUUCAAUGAAGUCGCUAAAGAGAAAGAAAAUCCAUUACGUAUAAGAUUUCAAAUCUCUGAACCAAGUGAUGAUUUCAAGAAUGUUUUCAAUUAUGAUGCAAUGCUUCCGAGGAAAAAUGAAUUUUCAAAGAUUGUAACACCUGGCAUUUGGGAUAGAAAGCAAGCUAUUCUUUUCUCUAAUAUAGCCAAAGGCGUUGAAAAUGAGUUCAUUGGUCAUACAAGAACUUCACCACUUCCUAACCCUAAAUACUAUAAAUUAACUGGCUUCAAUCGUGAGUUUUGGAUAGACAUGUUCUCCACUCAUGACCAUAACUGCCCAGUGUUCUUACCUCCAGACCAUAAGGACUGUCUCUACAUUGAAGCACAACUCUUAAACUCUACCAUCGCAGUAUUGUAA